Sarcophilus harrisii (Tasmanian devil) is the source of this 2069-nucleotide messenger RNA. It is a transcript of the gene MIF4GD, whose product is annotated as MIF4G domain containing. Bases 354 to 1022 code for a protein of 222 amino acids. Lineage: Eukaryota; Metazoa; Chordata; Mammalia; Dasyuromorphia; Dasyuridae. The record is from RefSeq and is a predicted model, not a curated record. Gene Ontology annotation, biological process: regulation of translational initiation. The transcript has 7 exons. Gene Ontology annotation, molecular function: translation activator activity; RNA binding; protein binding. Gene Ontology annotation, cellular component: cytosol.
GCUCGCCCUGCGCUGGGUCCGCGGAGUUCUCCCGGCGCGUUCGGAAAUGACCUAACCGGAGAGGCUGGGUCAGGCUGGAUGCUCGCUACAGCCCCGGGCCGGCCGGGGAGCCUACCGUGUCCUUGCUGAUGCGGCGUCCGCGGACGGCGGGGAGAUAGGGACGGCCUCGCCCGGCAGGUUCCCUCCUGGGAAUAAGGGUGUAUCAGAAGUUUGGAAUUGUGCUGAGCUCUGUGCUUUGAGGCAGAUGGAGUGUGACUUCGGCUUGGGCAGAGCUUCCAGAAUGAGGUGGAAUUCCAGUACUGCCAACUAAUAACCCUGUCUCCUGGCUGCUGCUGGAGUUAAACUGGGCAGUCAUGGGUGAGCCAGGCCGAGAAGAAUAUGAAAUACAUUCCUUUGAUGCCGAGACCCAGAGGUUAUUGAAAACUGCCCUCAAAGAACCUGGUGCUGUGGAUUUGGAGAAAGUGGCCAAUGUGAUUGUGGACCAAUCCCUGAAAGACUGUAUGUUCAGCAAGGAAGCCGGACGAAUUUGCUACACCAUCAUUCAGGCAGAGAGCAAGCAAGCCAGCCAGAGCGUCUUCCGUCGGGGCCUCCUCAACCGGCUGCAGCAGGAGUACCAGGCCCGGGAGCAGCUCCGAGCUCGAUCCCUGCAGGGCUGGGUCUGCUAUGUCACCUUCAUCUGCAACAUCUUUGACUACCUGAGGGUAAACAACAUGCCCAUGAUGGCUUUGGUCAACCCUGUCUAUGAUUGCCUUUUUCGACUGGCACAGCCUGAUAGCCUACACAAGGAGGAGGAGGUGGACUGCCUGGUGUUACAACUACACCGAAUUGGAGAACAGCUAGAGAAAAUGAAUGGACAGAGGAUGGAUGAACUGUUUGGUCUGCUACGGGACGGCUUCCUGCUCCAGGAUGGGCUCAGCUCCCUGUCCCAGCUCUUGCUGUUGGAGCUUAUUGAAUUCCGGGCUGCUGGCUGGAGGACCACACCUGCUGCCCAAAAAUAUUAUUACAGUGAGGUUUCAGACUAGGUUAGCCCAGCCUCAGGGCCCACUCACCAGCACCUUCCAGAAGGCUUAUACACAUAUUACUUUCACCAAGACUAAGUCCCAGGCUCAGGUCCAUACAUCUGAACUUGUAUCCCCAGCGUUUUCUUUCUUUUGAGCUGUCUACUACUACAGGGUCUCCCCAACUCCAAGUUUUGGGCUUCCCAUAGUCCUGCCCUUAGCAACUUUCUUCCUGUCAAGCACUUCUGACCUUUUAACUCAUCCAAAGAGGUGAGGGGAGGUAGCAUACUGCUUUACUCUAUUGUACUUCAACUUUAGAGAAACAUAGUUGUAAGAGCUAAAAAGAACCUCAGAAAAUAAGCUCAACCUCCUUGUUUUAUAGAUAAGAAAACUGGGGCUCAGAGAAUUUAAUUUGCCCAUGGUUCACACAGGUAAUAUAAAUGUUUGAAACAGCAUUCAAACCCAAGUCUUCCCAAUUAUAAUUCCAAUGCACUAUCUAUAACACCCUAGUGCCUCAACUAAAUGAGAGAACAUGACUCCUGACUUUCAGCCCAUUUCCUUCCUGCCCCCCCAAUAUGGAAUUGGGUAGUGAAGGACAACCCACCAUCCUUGCACUAUACAACCAUCAGUGCAUCUUCUCUCUUGAUGCCUCAGCUUCCUGAUAUGUAAAAUGAACAAUUCAGUGGUCAGGAGGAUGCUUUGAAAUCUUCAAAAGGCAAAACAUCGAAGGGAGAAUAUAAGUCCAAUAACAGAACUGAAGCCUGGUUUUUGAACUUCCUGUAUGAAAGGGAUGCUUCCAAAGCCAAGAGGCUGUGUCAGGUAAAGAAGCCAAGGCUCCAGAGCACAAGUAGUGCUAGAAACUGGCUUUAUUGUUUUUUUUUUGUUUGUUUUUUUAAAAUAAUUUUUGUAUAAAAAUGACUUGGGGAACAAGGGUAUUUUAUCCAGACGAGUUUUAAUGAGCUGCUGACCAAAACACUGGUUCAGCGUGGGAUUUAAAAAUAUAUAUAUAUCAUAUAUAUAAUUUAUUAUGAACCAGUGUAGACUUUUCUAGUAAACCUUUUCUAAAGUGAA